This is a messenger RNA of Malus domestica (apple), 1242 nucleotides long. RefSeq lists its product as uncharacterized. Gene Ontology annotation, cellular component: cytoplasm. Lineage: Eukaryota; Viridiplantae; Streptophyta; Magnoliopsida; Rosales; Rosaceae. The record is from RefSeq and is a predicted model, not a curated record. Gene Ontology annotation, biological process: regulation of translational initiation.
GACACCGUGCGUUAAAGGUUUCCAUCACAACCCAGAAGGUCCAAUACACAUUGGCACAAGAAGAAAGCGGUGUUUGGGUUUUGUGUGAGACAAAUGCCAGUAGCAGCGAUAACGCCACCUAAUUUCAAUCUCAGUUUCCAGAAAUACUACCAGAAGGUAGCGCCGACCAAGCUCCACCAAGGCAUUCGAAUCUUGGUUUCAAUUGCAGGAGUAGGCUGCUGCGUCGCCACCGGAGCCAAUAAAGCCAUGGUCACCACCGCCGCCGCAACCAGCAGCAAUAGCAACAGGAGUGGUGGAGGCGGCGCGUAUACGGGCAUCAAGGAGAUAGUGAGAUUCGAAAAAGAGAUCAAGAAGAGCAAAUUCAUCGCCGUCGCUGGUCCCAUCUCCGACGAACAAUCCGCUCAAUCGUUCCUUUCCCAGGUACGAGAGCAACGCGCUACUCACAAUUGUUGGGCGUACAAGGUUGGAGAUCAAUUCCGGUCUAAUGAUGACGGUGAACCUUCCGGAACGGCCGGAAAACCAAUCCAUUCUGCUAUUGAAUCUUCAGGAAUUGACAGAGUUAUGGUGGUUGUCAUCAGAUAUUUUGGUGGUAUUAAAUUGGGAACUGGAGGACUCGUCAGGGCUUACGGAGGAGUUGCCUCUGAAUGCUUGAAAAAUGCCCCAACUUGUCUUGUGAAAUCAAAGGUAAGAAUGGGGGUCGAGGUUCCCUUUGAUCUUUUGGGCAUUCUAUACCAUCAGCUACAAUCUUUUCACGUUGAAGACAUCAAGCAAGAUUAUGAGACCGGUAAAGAUGGUAUCACCAUGGUUACUUACCAAGUUGAUUUUGACCGUAUUGAGAAAUUGGAGGAAGCUAUCAAAAACAAUUGUAGCCGAGAAUUAGUGUUCUAUAAGCACUGAAACAGUGGCUUAGCUGGUAUAGACAUUUCACAGUGAAGCAUUUUGAGACUGGGACGUACAUUUUGGAAGCAAUCAUUAGCAACAGUUAAGAAGAGUGUACAGAAAAAAAUCUAAAACAUCUGCAGCUUUGUUUGGGAAAUUUAUUGAUUAAAUUAGUUGGAAUUAAUGCAAUAUUAACUUAAAUCUUGAAAGCCGAUUGUUCACCUGACGUGUUGUCUAUAGGACAGUCUUUCUUCAUAGUGAAAAGAAAUGCUCCAUUGCUUGUUCUAUGGAAAUGGGUGCAAGUUUAGAGUUUAGCACUGAAAUACUCUUUUAUGUUGUCUAUUGCAUUGUGGUGUUCUUGGA